Messenger RNA from Betta splendens (Siamese fighting fish), 5570 nucleotides. It is a transcript of the gene trim37, whose product is annotated as tripartite motif containing 37. Lineage: Eukaryota; Metazoa; Chordata; Actinopteri; Anabantiformes; Osphronemidae. Gene Ontology annotation, cellular component: peroxisome; aggresome. The record is from RefSeq and is a predicted model, not a curated record. The transcript is spliced from 25 exons. Gene Ontology annotation, molecular function: zinc ion binding; tumor necrosis factor receptor binding; ubiquitin protein ligase binding. Bases 312 to 3131 code for a protein of 939 amino acids. Gene Ontology annotation, biological process: negative regulation of centriole replication; protein autoubiquitination.
UGAUUGGUGAUUGCUAGGGGACAAACAGUCUCAGAGGAAGCUCUACCGUUACACCUUAAAUUUAGGGCAAAUGCUGCCCUUUUCUUGCUGCGUUGACCACAGUGUCAAUUCGUUGUGGACGCAGUUGAACCGAUCUGUUUUUUUCGUCUCUUUAUAUAGUUAAACCAGCGGCGAAAACGCAAGUUUGUCCAUUACGCUAUAUGAUGUAGCAUCCAGCCGUGUGGUUAUCAGGUGUGACAGACGAAGCCGAGGCUCUGGAAGAUUACUGGGUACGACUUCUGUGGCUUAUCCCUGAGAUCAAACUGGCUGAAAUGGAUGAACAAAGCGUUGAGAGUAUUGCAGAGGUAUUUCGCUGCUUUAUUUGUAUGGAGAAACUGAGGGAUGCUCGUCUUUGCCCACACUGCUCAAAACUGUGCUGCUUCAGCUGCAUACGACGAUGGUUGACAGAGCAGAGAGCUCAGUGUCCACAUUGUCGGGCUCCUCUCCAACUAAGGGAGCUGGUCAACUGUCGCUGGGCAGAGGAGGUCACUCAGCAGCUGGACACACUACAGCUCUGCAGCCUCACCAAGCAUGAGGACAAUGACAAAGACAAAUGUGAGAACCACCAUGAAAAGCUGAGUGUUUUCUGUUGGACUUGUAAGAAAUGCAUCUGUCACCAGUGUGCCUUGUGGGGAGGCAUGCAUGGAGGCCACACUUUCAAGCCUCUAGUGGAGAUCUACGAGCAGCAUGUGACCAAGGUGAAGGAGGAGGUUGCCAAGCUCCGUCGCCGCCUUAUGGAGCUUAUCAGCCUGGUGCAGGAAGUGGAGAGGAACGUAGAAGCUGUCAGAGGAGCAAAAGACGAGAGGGUGAGAGAGAUCAGAAACGCGGUGGAAAUGAUGAUUGCUCGGCUGGACAACCAGCUCAAGAACAAGCUCAUCACACUCAUGGGCCAGAAGACGUCCUUGACGCAGGAGACAGAGCUGCUGGAGUCUCUUCUGCAGGAAGUGGAGCAUCAGCUUCACUCCUGCAGUAAGAGUGAGCUCAUCUCAAAGAGCCCAGAGAUCCUGCUCAUGUUCCAGCAGGUCCAUCGUAAACCCAUGCAGUCCUUUGUCACUACACCUGUCCCUCCAGACUUCACCAGGUACACUUGUCAGCUUGAGCUGGUUCCUGCGUAUGACUCCAGCACUUUUGUUCUUGUUAACUUCAGCACACUGAGACAGAGGGCUGAUCCAGUGUACAGCCCUCCUCUGCAGAUAUCUGGGCUCUGCUGGAGGCUCAAAGUCUACCCUGAUGGUAAUGGUGUGGUCCGUGGAAACUAUUUGUCUGUGUUUUUGGAACUGUCUGCUGGGCUUCCUGAAACAUCAAAGUAUGAGUAUCGUGUAGAAAUGGUCCAUCAGGCCUCAAGUGACCCGACGAAGAACAUUAUUCGGGAGUUUGCCUCAGACUUUGAGGUUGGUGAAUGCUGGGGUUACAACCGCUUCUUUAGACUGGACCUUCUGGCCAGCGAGGGCUAUCUGAACAUGCAGACAGACACGCUGGUCCUUCGCUACCAGGUUCGGUCACCCACGUUCUUCCAGAAGUGCAGAGAUCAGUACUGGUACAUCAGCCAGCUGGAAUCAGCCCAAAGUGGCUACAUACAGCAGAUCAACAACCUCAAAGAGAGACUGGCUAUUGAGCUGUUUAGGCGUCAGACCUCACGUAGCUCUUCACCCCCGGACCUGAGGCUUUCUACAGCAACCACAUCCUCAGAAAGAGAGCCUCGCUCUGUAAAGAGUGAUGAUGACAUCCAGACGUCUUUGAACAGCAUUAAAAAAGGCGAAGAAGAAGAAAGGACACAACAUGAUGACUCUAAUGAGUUAUCAGACGGAGACCUGGAGGUGGAUUGUCUGACGGAGGAGGAGGUGAACCCACUGGAUGGCAGCAGCACUUCAGGGAGCUCAACAGCCACUAGCAACACUGAAGAGAACGAUAUUGAUGAGGAGACAAUGUCAGGAGAGAAUGAUGUGGAUUUCAUUGGAAACCUGGAAACGGAUGAAGGAGAGCUUCCUGAUGACUUGCCUGGAGCCAUAGGUGGUCCUAGUUCCAGUGCACGUUCCAUACAUCGCAGUGCUGGUGCAGCCCGUGCUACAAAUAGUAGCGGAGCUGCUGGUGGUGCUGUUGGGCCAGGCAGUAACAGCCUCCUGGAGAUUGACCCUGUUAUUUUAAUCCAGCUGUUGGAUCUGAAGGAGCGGAGCAGCGUGGAGUCUCUGUGGGGCCUCCAGCCUCGGCCACCUGUAUCUAUUCUGCAUAGCCAAGCACAUUCCCACUCCAGGAAAGAACGAGAGCGGCGGCCUCAGGUAGUUCGACGGUCAGCUCCAGACUCAGGUGUCCUGAUCCGCCUCAAGGCUCAGAUGGCUGAGGUCCGCAGCAAAAUGUCUGACGUAAAGAGUCAGGUGCUGGAGGCCCGGGGAUCUGCGGAGCCCCGACCAGGCCCGUCAGGGACCUUCAGUGUGGAGGAGAUACCCUCUCACCAUGCUGAUUCGGAUUCUUGUCGUAAGCCCAGUGAGCUGGACCUGCUGGGCAGAGCAGCUGCAUCUCGCUCUAGAUCCUGCCGCCCUGCGCGGAAGUCUCUGUCCCCUGUCAUGGACAUGGUUGUCAAGAGGAGGAGUCCAGAAGAGAUGGAGAAAGAUCUAAGAGGAGCAGAUGCAGCCACAGAGCUCAGUUUGCAUCCUAAAGAUGGACUAGGAGGUGCAGAGGGAGGGCUGAAGGAAGGCUUACAGGGUCCCCUCCUCUCUCUUGUUAACUCAUCACUGGAGCAGGCCUCAGCCUCCAAGCAGUAUGGUGCCUCGGGGCCCAGGGAUGAUGUCUUCUCCUUGGGAGGAUCAAGCUACAUGUCUGCUAGCAAGAACUGUGGCAGUAGGACCCUAGGGGCAGCCAUGCUGGACUGUGAAUCUGAAGGCCCAGGGAACUCCCAUCAGGCCUUGUUGGAUGGAGCCUCUGCACAGUCAAUAGAGGUAGAUCCGCCGUCAUCUGUCCUGGUGGCAGCAACGAGCAGUGACAGUGACACAGAGGAUGAGGCUCUGCAGAGCAACAACUCUCGCUACGACAAUCAAACCCCUCCGUGCACAGGAGAGCAGCUCCUGUCCGACGACAGCGUGCCCACUGACAGGUGAAUCUGUUUGCUCCUGUCAGACCAGGAAAGCCCUGUUUUCCCCUCAGUGGCUAUACAGUGAUGCAAUAACAGCCAGACACAUGCUAGUUACACAGAUCUGUAGAAUAGAAACUGCUUGUUAUGCAUGAACUCAAGUAGAAGACAAUGCAGCGGCUUACCUGAUCUCCAGGAACACUUGUAUUUGUGUUAAGAUUGUUUAGGAGUUCAGGCAACCAGAUGAUUAACAUACGUCCUCUGUAGAAGAAUCACUUCUGCAGUUUGUUACGUUUUGUCUACUAAUUACCUGAACAGUUAGAUGUUUUUACCCUGACUGCUGCCUUUUACUGGUCAGAUGGCAACUAUUUCUACUUUCACUUCAUUCAUAGUUUAGCAUGGAGGAAAACAUAAAUAACACAUAAAAUACAAACUACUACAUUUUACAUUUUACUUCUUACUUUAUCCAGUCAGUGAGGAAUUCACUUAGACUUAAUCUGUUACCAUUCAGUGUAUAAAUGCUUUUGUAAAUAUAUAUAAAAACAAGUUUACAACAUGCUUACAAGCAGUUUGAGAUAAACUACAGGAACUGUAGCCUGUUAAUUAGGACUGUAUUGUUUUAUAACUGUGUCUCAUCUUCCAUUAGUAAUGACAGUGCCCCUUCCAGUGGUGGUGCCUGAAUAACUAAAAAGUAUUCAUUCCUCUCAGAAUUUAUCCAGCUGACAAACAGCAUAAUGUUACAAACUAAAAGCUGUGUUUCUAUUCCUGAAUCUGAGCUAUGUCUCUAUAGGUGAAGCUGUCUCUGUUUGCACUCACAGCAUUAACUGCACUAUCUUUGUUAAUAUUUGAGGCUAAACACAAUCCCAGAACUUGUAGAAUCGUUUUCUGUGGGCUUAAACUUUGAAGCACACUGCAGAUCUGUGCAUGUCCUCAACAUCUACUUAGACACCACUGACAAAAUGCUCAAAAGCAUCCACCCACACAGAACUUCUGCACUACACAACUGAGAAUCCAGCCAUUAUUACUCAUUCUAAGGGCUGAUUUAACCACCGCUGUCAUAUCUGCACUUUAAAUUUACAAAAACUGCAGCUUGUAUUCGGUUAAGAAAUAAUUUUGACAUGUCCUAAUUUAAAACAUCUGCUUUCUCAGUCCUUGCAUUGUUUACAUGAAGGUAGAUUUUCUAAUAGUGCUGCUCUCCACAGUUAAGAAUUUUGGCCCUAGGUGGCAGCUGUCGAAUGCAAACUUACAUAAAUGGCCUUUUCACAGCAUUUCACUGUAGGAAAGGCCUUCCUAAUGCUGUUAACAGUUGCUCUGGUACGUAUGGGCCGGUGUGACCAAAAUAGACAACAUGCAGCUAAUAAAUGUUAUAAGAAACACCACUGUUUCCCCACUGGGAGCUUUAGUGUGACUAAGACACUCUACGUUGUGUCUAGUGCUUUAAAAAGGCACUGCAAAGUUUCUGUAACUGAAAUUGAGGAAAACCAUUUUCGCUCUGCUGUAGUCGUGUCUGUCCACACAGUCGUGCAUGGAGUCCUGUUUGUGAUAAGCUGUGCUUCCUGACCAGCUGUGCAAAUCCAAAGGCUUUCUACUCUACUAAGUUUAGAAAGUACUACAAUAUUUUUGUUUUUUAUCAAUAUCAAAAUCAUCAAACCCUUUUUUUGGUCUGGUUUGUGGAGUUUGUAAAUGUAAUAUCGUUUAAAAAAGACAUUUGGCUUUUAAAAAAAACUUAGUUGUUCUGUGGAUUUCCAAAAUGCAUUUUUUAGUUUUUUCCUUAAACAUCACUUUUCAAAUGUUUUAAAUAACUAUGACUGCAUAAACUCUUGAAACCCAGUCAAGAACAAACUAUGCAUGCUAAGCUACCAUUCGAGCAGGAAGUCCUUGUUUUUGCUGCUUGUGUGAGGCAGAACCUGACAGCAUAUCUUAGAAAAUGCUUGCACCAAAUCAAACAGCAACGGCUGCUGCAAUGUUAGAAAUUACUGGGAGGGAUCAAGUGGGAAACCUCACACUGACAUGUUUUCUAGCUGAUGUGAACAUAGACACUUUCUGCACAUUGCAGGACUGAUUCACUUGUAAGUGGACCAUUUGUUCAUCAUUCAUCUUAUUUUGAGCACUAUUUUAGAUUAGAGCCCUUGAUUUCACAUUCUACUUGUCAUUAGUUUACUUUGUAAAUAUCCUGACGCAACAUCAGAGCUCGCUGUACAUAUGCAGUGCAUGGCUUUAGUGGAUGAGUUAGGAUGAAUGACACUAUGAACAAGGUCACACAAAGUUAAACUUUAUCCACCCACCAAAGUGAACCUGUUUGUCCUUUUGUUGAUUCAUUUAUGUGUUGUCUAUCAGGCUGUCACUGUUGAACUUUUCCCUCUGAGUGCUUGUGUGAAAAGCUGCUUUUAUUUUUAAUGUUCCAACAAUGCACUGUUAUGUGACAUCUUCCUUUUCCCUAAUAAUAAAAUGUUUAUAAAACUGGAAA